AUGAACGAUGAAUCGGCUCUGGAGCGGUGGAAGCGCUUCACCUAUGUGGAUAAUCUCCCAGAAGACAUUGGCCCUUUUCGGAAGCUGCUAGAAGAAUAUAGCAACAUACCACCUGAGGAAGUUGACGGCUUACUUCUUAGAACGCGUGAGAGACUCUGGGAAGUGGCCAUGUACCCGUGCAUUGGCCGAUGGAGCUUUCUCAACCUACAAAGUGUACGCGACCCUCAUUUCUACACUGUAGUCGAGCGGUUGAGACGCUCGGCUGAUUCUGGUGCCGCAUCAAGCUACCCAGAGGCGCUCCUUGAUAUUGGGUGCUGCGUUGGCCAGCUACUGCGAAAGCUGGUGCAAGAUGGAAUCGACCCGACGCGCCUCUUUGGUACAGACUUGCACCCUGAAUUUAUUUCCAUUGGCGCAGAGCUAUUCCGCGAUGAAGCCAGCGGGUUGACUUUUGCGGCCGGCGAUAUGUUGAAUCCCGACGAUGAGGCUCUCGGCAUUUUAAACGGCAAAAUCACGCUUGUGCAUGCUGGGAAUUUCUUCCAUUUAUUCACGUGGGAAGAGCAAGUUGUCAUCGGAAUGCGAAUAGUGCGCUUCAUGCAUCCAGAAACCGUUGAUGCAAUAAUCUUCGGCAGACAGAUUGGGACCCACAGUCCACGAGAGAGGCAGGGAAGAAGAAAGUCAUUCUUACAUAACGAGGAAAGCCUGCAGAGACUGUGGAACGAGGUUGGGGCGAAAACGGGGACUCGUUGGCGCGUGUCGAUGGAUAUUAACGAAGAGAAAAUGGUUGACAUUCCUGGAUUUGGAGAAGAGGAUAGAUACGUCCGUUUUGGCAUAUAUCAAUUUCCAAUAGAGAAGAAGGGCUAG
Trichoderma atroviride IMI 206040 is the source of this 861-nucleotide messenger RNA. RefSeq lists its product as uncharacterized. The record is from RefSeq and is a predicted model, not a curated record. Lineage: Eukaryota; Fungi; Ascomycota; Sordariomycetes; Hypocreales; Hypocreaceae.